GCAGCACUGGCUUUGCUGAGCAGACAGUGGCCUUGUUUCUCAUUGGAGAGGGCCGUUGUAAUAGGAUAGUUUAGGGAUUACAGGUAAGACUCCCAAGACCUCUAACUCUGGCCAGAUGCAGUGUGUCUCACCAGCUAUGGGCAUGGAGGUUCACCACUGAGGGGACACUACGGGGGGAUCACCACCAAACAACCCGGACUGACCUCUGCUAACGGACUACAACAUACAGAACAGCGGCUGCGUUGUUCUCGGAUGAAAUCGAUUCGAUCUCGUAUUCUGACAAAGAAAGGGAACUUCACGGAUUACACAGAGUUAGCUGUUGUUGCACAGAUCCUCUGAAGCUCCAGCAGUUCCAGCUCCUCUUUCAGAGAGUGCACCGGCUGAACACUUCUGUGUGUCUUCACACUCUUCCAGCCUUCCUUUCUCUCAGGUUUACACCACAACACUCUUUCACAAUGGUUGUGGGUAAGAUGAAGCUGACUUUUCAGAAAAGGGUGAAGCUGGCCCAGGGUUUAUGGCUGCUCUCGUGGUUUGCAACGCUGGGUGGAGCCGUUACCUUCACUUUAGGAUGCUUCCUAAAGACUGAGCUUCGAAGGAGGGGAGAGGUAAUGGACAACACAGACAUCCACUGUGUGCCCAACACCUUGAUGAUCGUGGGUCUGGCUUCAAUGGGCAUCAACUACUUUGCCAGUCGAAUCUGCCAGGAUGCCCUGGAUCCCGGCCGUUUCCCACGAUGGAAGACCUACCUGAAGCCCUUUUUUGGAUGCUCGGUCUUCUUCAGCACCCUCAUGCUGCUUUCAGUCAUCCUGAGUUACGCCAUGAAGGGCAGCCUGGAGUCCUCGCUGAAGAUCGGGCUGAAGAACGGCAUCCGCUUCUACAAGGACACCGAUACCCCCGGCCGCUGCUUCCAGAAGCAGACCAUCGAUCGCCUUCAGAUGGAGUUCCAGUGCUGCGGGAACAGCAACUACAAGGACUGGUUCGAGGUGCAGUGGAUCAGCAACCGUUACCUGGACUUCAGCUCGAAGGAAGUCAAGGAGUGAGUCACUGAGAAAGCGUUAGAGCGAUACAAGAGUUCACCCACAUAUGAAAACCGUGUCGCCAUUUACACACCUUCACCAAAACAACAUCAUUCGAAGAAUGCUUCUUCUGUUUUGUUUCCAAGAAUCUUCUUUUAUUUUCCACAGGAUGAAGGCUCACACUUCACAUAGUCAGUUAAGUUUGAGGAUUAAGGGAUCUAGAAUACGGUCAUGCAGAGUAAGGCAUUAAUAUGUGCUUUGUAAGUACUAAUAAACAGCCAAUGUGCUAUAGUUAUAUGCGUGCUGAUAUAGUGAGAACUGGAUCUUGAACUAAAGUGUUACCAAAUAAAGAAAUGCACACAGGUUUAGAACACCACAAUGGUGAGAGAAUAAAGCAAUAAGCCCCAAGAAGCCAGUGAAUUAUAACAGCUGAGGGGCGUUGUUAGGCAC
Molecule: messenger RNA, 1466 nt
Organism: Sinocyclocheilus grahami
Lineage: Eukaryota; Metazoa; Chordata; Actinopteri; Cypriniformes; Cyprinidae
Product: peripherin-2-like
Exons: 2
Coding region: 456-1040 (194 amino acids)
Biological process (GO): visual perception
Cellular component (GO): membrane
Source: RefSeq, a predicted model, not a curated record